AAAAAAAAACUGGGCCUAAAAGACGCGACGCUCCGACACGGGAUGCUAAAAAAAGCAAGGCACGGUACGAAGGUCAAAGACGUACUUCUAGCGCAUGUUUACAUUGAAAAGCAAUUGAAAAACUGCGCAGACGGACGUAAAAAUGUGUUCGAUGUGAACGGCCCUUGGGAAGUUUCACUUUGUCAAAGUGAGGUGAAAGAGUCUGAAAUAGAAUCUCUUCGCUGUUCUUAUUAGCGAAAAAAUACAUCCCGUCGCCUACAGUUCUUCCGUAAAGUCUACUGUUAUGCAGGGCUGCAGGGAGCUGUGUGAGGAUUCAACCCCUCAAUGCUCCGCAGAAGAUGACAUGACAGAGGGGGACCUGGGUGAUGGCAUGGGGGCCAGAUCCUCAGCACAUCAUGACAAAAGCCAUGUCCCACAGACCAAGAGCAGGGAGAAAUUUUUGGACUUCCUGUCCCAGUCAAGGCCACAGAAAAGGGGCAGUGAGGGUAGCAAUGCACCCUUCUCUUGGACACCAUGCAGAGCUAUGUACAAUGUUUUUAGGGAAGAAAUGGAAGCCGAACGGGUUACACGAUGGCAGAAAAGGCAGUCAGAAAGCUCAUCUGAGGACACAAGUGAAGAGCUGCAAAGAAGACUACAGGAUGUCACAGAGGAGGUGGAGCUGUUACGCACUGAAUUGGAGGUCACUCAUCGCCACCUGGAGGGAAAACACGAGGCUCUUAGGAUCUUGCAAGGACAGGCAAUCUUGGACAAAGCAACCAGUCACACUAAAAUAUUGCUUCAGAAGAGCGAGGAAAGGACUAAGGCCCUAGAAAAGGAGGUUAAUGCUUUGCAGUGGGAGAUAACAUUCAACCAGGUGCAGUUUAAGAAUGUGGAGAACACGUGGAGUUUAAAAUAUGAGAGGGUGUUAGCAGAAAAUGAAGCCCUAAAGAAAGCGCUAGAGGAGAGGAUGAGAGAGCAUCGCGUGACAAGGGCAGAGAAUGCAUCUCUGAGCCAAAAAUGUAUGGAGCUCCUAUCCAUGCUUAGUGCUAAGGAAAGGAGGGACUUUCAGAGGACCCAGCCUCCCUGCAGCCUGGGAACAGACGGUUCAGCUCUGGAGUUGGCUGUGUAUGGGGCUUGCCAGUGUAACUCCAAUGGGGGCGAGCCAUGCUCUUGUGCUAGAAGUGCUGCUGCAAGUCGUAAACAAGUUCUUCAACUCAAGCAAGAGCUGGAACAGCAGCAAAAGAGGAAAGAGGAGGCAUAUGUGAUGAUGGAUGCUUUCCGCAUUGCUUUUGAGCAGCAGUUAAGGAGAGUCAGUGAGAACAUGCUUCGCCAGGCUGAGACUGAUAGACACCAGACUCAUAACCAAAGACACAAGCGAGGGUCGCUCAGUGACAGACUGAAAAAAAUUCUGCCUGCUGCAAGUGAAGGCAAGAUACCAACCGAAUCCAAUGAAACUCUACACAUGCUGCUUGAUCUGUUAAAUGACAAAGAGGAGGCCUUGGCGCAUCAGAGGAAGGUUAGCUAUAUGCUGGCCCGAAACACUGAAGACUUGGAAAAACGUCUACUGAUGCAGUUAGAGGAGCUUGGCCUCUCACACAAAGACACUAACACAAACGCAAACAAAGAAGCUGCUGAAAAAAAGUGAUUGGAGCAAAGAAAGAAACUUAAGAUGCUCUACUGCUGUGGAUGACAAAAUGUCACUAUUCCUUAGAACCUUGCAGCUGAUACUGAGCAAAACUCAACACCAAACCAACCAUUUUUUGACUUGAGAGAAACUAAGAUUGAUAAUAAAGAUGUUUAAAGGAUUGUGAACACUAUAAAGUUCUGUUUUUUUAUUUAAAGUUAAAUUAAUGCACUAUCUUCAAAUUAAGUGGGUAUUAUGGUUUGUUUCAAAACUGUAAAACGUUUGGACACACCUGAAAAUACGCUUCUCUUGAUCUAAAGUUACUAUCAUUGCUUAAAUGAUUGAAUGUAGUUUUGCAGACAAAUAUAGAUUGUGCCUAUUUAUGAAAGUAUUUACAAAACAAAAACAUUUAUUUAAAAUAAUUUUUGAUCGAUGAGUUGGACAGAGGGAAGGAAAAGGAGUAAACGAUUACCAAGUAUAAAUGGGAACUCCGUCUUUGCCCAAAGUGUACAGGGCUCUAUUCUGGGCAAAUGGCCGCUACUCUGAGGAAUCCAAAAACAAAUUUCAUUGGAUAAUUACCAUGCUUUCAUUUGUGUUAUUUUUAUUUUAAUGUGAUUUUUGAUAUUAUGUAUGUAUUUAUUUAUUAUGUAUUAAAUUAAUAUAAAGCAAUUAAAUAA
Xyrauchen texanus (razorback sucker) is the source of this 2280-nucleotide messenger RNA. It is a transcript of the gene ccdc125, whose product is annotated as coiled-coil domain containing 125. Gene Ontology annotation, cellular component: cytoplasm. The transcript is spliced from 12 exons. NCBI's taxonomy places the organism in Eukaryota, Metazoa, Chordata, Actinopteri, Cypriniformes, Catostomidae. The record is from RefSeq and is a predicted model, not a curated record. Bases 284 to 1624 code for a protein of 446 amino acids. Gene Ontology annotation, biological process: negative regulation of cell motility; negative regulation of Rho protein signal transduction.